AUGGAAAUAAAAUUGAAUACAAAAUUUGAUGAAAUUUUAUUAAUUGUUUGUGAUAAGCAUGUGAUAGAAAAUCACGAAAAAUUUUUCGUUGACAAAUAUGAGAACGUAAUGUGUGUAGAAUGUUUAUAUAAGUUUCUUUUUAAAAAAUAUCCUUUAUAUAAAAAAUAUUUAUUAUUUAAGAGUAUAAAUAAUUUAUUUUGUAUAAAGGAGUGUGAAGAAUUUCGUUAUCAUUUCUCUUUUUAUUUAUUGGAUCAUACUUUAUUUCUAUCUGAAACAUUUAGUUAUAUAGAAGGAAUAUCACAAUUCGAAGAGAAAGAAGAAAAAAAAAAUAUAUAUUCCUCUAAUUAUAAUAAUGAAAAUAUUAAAAAUAAUGAUAAUAGUAUUUAUUAUGAUAAUGAUGAUGAUAACUAUAUAUAUUUAGUAAAUAGCGAAUUAAUUAAAUUAACUACUAAUGCAUGCAAAGAAUUUUUAUAUAAAUGUUCUAAAGAAUUAUGUAAUAUUUUUAAAGAUGCUAUAUAUACUUGUGUACUUGUUCGAUUAAAAAAUUUUUCUUCAAAGAAUAAAAAAAGAAAUUUUUUUUUUCUUUUAGAUUUUCUGAAGAGUUUAAUAGAUAAUGUCGAAAUUAUAUUUGUAACAUUAAAAGAUGAAUCAACCAUUAUUGAAGAAUUAAUGAAAUUAUUUAUAGAAAACGAUGAAAUGAUUAAUUCUAAAUUAAGAAAUAAUAAUUAUGGUUAUAUAUAUGAAUAUAAUGCUUAUACAGAUAAAUAUAUAGAUAAAAAAAAACAAAACAAUAAGCAAUAUUACAAUAGUGAGUUGUUAUUAAAUUUACAAAUUAUAUAUAAACUAUGGCAUGAUAAUUUAUUAUGGCAAAUUAAUAAUAAUUUAUUAAAAAGGUUUUUUAUAUAUUUAAUAACAAAAUUUAAAUAUACUAACAAAAACACAGAUUUAUGUACUUAUUAUAUACAAUUCAUAUAUUUAAUAACAUUACAAUAUAAUGUUUUGAAUUAUUUUUUUCACCACAUUAUUUUUGACUCUUCAACAAAUAGUAAUAUUAAAACGUUGAAUAUUGAAAAUAAUAAUAAACUUAAUAGUAACAAACGUAAUAGCAACAUAAGUAGUUGUAUUAAACACAAUAAUAAUAACAAUAAUUUUUAUAGUGUCAACACUGAAAGUAACAAUAUUAAUAAUUCUAACACUAAUAGUAGUAAUAAUAAUAGUGUAGAACACUAUUCUAACUCUUGUCAAACAAGCAGUACAUGUAUUACAAAAAUUAAAAAAAGAAAAAAUACAUUAGAUCGUAACAUAUUAUCAAUAUAUAAUAUUCCAUUAGAGAAUAAAAAAAAUGAAUUUACUAAAGAGCAAAACCAAAUUAAAAGAUGCUUCCAGAUUAAUAACUCUCCUCAAGAUAUUGAGGAUAACCAGGAUGUUAAGAAUGAAAAUAGCAUUGAAGAGAAUGAAGAAAAAUAUAAACAAAUUCGUGAAGUAAAUAAAAAUACAAAUGAAACUAUGUAUAAAGAUGUAAAGAAAAAUUUUUAUUAUUAUAGUGUUGAAAAGAAUAAUUCUUAUUUUGAUGGUGAUGAAAACAUCCAUUCUUAUUAUAAUGAUAAUAAAGAUGAAUAUAAUUCACCUACAAGUAAUAAUAGUAGUAUAAAAAGUAAUAUAUUCUUUAUAUCAAAACAUGAUUUAAUAUACUCAGAUGAUGAAAAACAUGUUACACAUUACCCAUUAAAAAAAGAUAAUAUUUGUGAUUUAGGAGAAUAUGAAAUGGAAAGUAUAUAUAAUAGUGAUAAUAUAUCAAUCAGAUCUGAAGGAACACAUAAGGACAAAUUUUCUUUGCAUGAAAAAUCUUUAGAUGUGUCAAAAAUUUCAACGGAAUCUAAAUGUAAAGAUUUGUCAAAGCUUUCAAAACAUUUUUCCUUUACACAAAAUUCUUCAAUAAAAGACAAAGAAAAUUUUGUUUCUUCAAAUUGUGAUAAUCCAAAUGAUAAUGUAUCGUUUAUCGAAUCUUCUUAUACAUCUUAUUCAUUAUCCGAUAUUGAUGAAAAGAAGAAAAAAAAAAAAAAAAUUAAUUUAAAUAAAUUAGAAAUAUUAGAAAAUUCACACAUUUUUAUUAUAUUAUGUGAUAAUUUACAAGAAACGUUAUUAAACCAUUUUAAUAGUGAUAUACAAAUGAAAUGCUUAGAUAUAUUUUAUACAUUCUGUAGUUUUGAUGAUAAUAUUGUUAAUAUUAUAUUAACAAAUACAUCAUUAGUAGAAUGGGUAUUUGAUUAUAUAUCAAAUACGAAAUAUGAAAAUUUAAGAGAGAAGGCCCUGAAACUUUUAGUUACUUUUUUUUUUAAUAAUACACUUUUUUCAAAUACCCAUACACAUUAUGCAAUAGAUGUUUUAAUAAAUAUUAUUUUAAGAUAUGUAAGUAAAGAUAAUAUUAUACUAAAUAAUAAAGUAAUAUAUACUAAUGAUAUCAAUAAUAAUGUAGUCGAUAAACAAUUCAUAGACAAUAGUUUUCAAAAUAAAGUGUGUAACAGUAAUGCGUAUGAUCAUUAUUCCAAUAAAUGUAAAUAUAAUUUCUUCACCAUAUCUUAUAUUAUUAAAGCAUUAAAUAUGCUUAUAAACAUUUCACAUGCUUCCAUAAAAAUUUCUCAUAUUUUUAAAAUUAUAAAUAUAUUCUCCUGUCUUAUUAUAUCACCUAGUUGUACUCCAACCACUAAUGAAGAUAUUAUCUUAUUGUUCGAAUCUAUUUUACUAAAAAAUAAUAAUAAUAAUCAAGAAAUUUUAUUUGAUGGUAAAUUAGAAGAUAAUAUAUAUAUACAAGAAAAUGAGAGCGUAUUUCAUAAAUUAAAAAGUAAAGAAAAAAAUGAAAAUAUAAAUAAUAUAUUACAUAUGAAUGAAAAAUGUAACAUAUAUAUAAAUACAAAUACAUUUAAUGGUUCCCAAAAAAUAGAGAAUGAAAAUUUGUUACAUAAAAAAAAAAAAAUUUUAACUAUGAAAAAAAAUAAUAUAUCUAAAAGUGAUUAUAAGGACUAUAAUAAUGGUAAGGGAGACCCUGUUGCAGUAACCUUGGAAAAUAAUUUAUUAAAUGAUAUUAUUAAUAAAGUAUAUAUAACAAAUAUUUUCAUAUUAUUUAAAAUUUUAAAAACUGCUUUAAAUAUUAUAAAAACUGUUAAUAUAUACAAGAAAGAUAUAUAUAUAGAAAUAAUAUAUAACGAAGAGAAAAAUUAUAUACAAAAUAUAACAAUAAGUAUUAUGAAAUUAUUAUUCUGCUUAGUUUAUAUAUUAAAUAGAAAUGAAGAAUUUUUUAUAGAUUUAAAUAUAAUCAAUGACAAUGAAAAAAUAGACAAUGAAAAUAAUUUUCAACGUAUAGCAUUCAUAAAAUUAAUGUUAUCUUUUUUUAUAGAAUUAGAUAUAUUUAUGCAAAAUAUAUUUGCCCAAAACAGUAAUAUAAUUAAUCAAGAGAAGAAAUUAUAUAAUAUUCAAUUUACAUAUCUUACGUGUAUAUUUAUUAUUCAUAAUGUAUAUAAAAAGAAACAGAUAUUUAAUAAUAUCAGUUGGAAUAUUUUAUUCUCUUCUUUUUUUAAUCAUUUUUAUAACUUGUUAACUAAAGUACUGUGUCAUGUAGAUGAUAUAACUGAGACAUAUUUAAAAGAAUAUGAACAAAUAAACAAAAGUAAAAAAUUUAUUAAUAUAAAUAAUAGUUAUAAUGAAACAGGCAACUUCUCCAUGUCUCCUAAAUGUGAUGCAUCGAAAGAGGGUGAACAAAAAAAAGAAAAAAGAAAUAACCCCCAUAAUAAUAAUAAUAAUAAUGAUGAUGUUAAUCCUAUCAGUUUUAAUGAACAGCAUAAAUUAAUUAUAGACAAAUUUGUUUUAUAUAAAAAAAGAAUGAGAAAAGAAUUGUUAAGUAAUAGGCCCUUUACACUAUUCUUUCAAUAUGUUUCAAGAAAAAAUUACAACGAAGAAUGCCAUCGAAUUUUAAAACUCUUAAUUGAUGAAGAAGAAACUAUCAUCCAUGAGAGGGAUGAUAUAAAAGACAUUUUAAUAGAUAUAAUAAAGAAAAAUGAUUUUUAUUUUUCUAACGUUCUAUUAUUCAAUUUUAAUGAUAAUGAAGUUGUUAUCGAAACGGUUAUAUAUAUAUUUUAUUUAAGUUUAAAAUAUGAUAAAGUUUUUCUUGAAAGGAAAUUAAAUAAAAGUAAAAAGAUUAAUUAUGUACAACAUAUAUUUGUCACUAAUAAUUAUAACAACAACAUUAAUCCAUUAUUUUUAUUUAUGUCUUUAACUUAUUCUUAUUAUUUUAUAAAAAAGGAUAAAAUAUAUAUAGCAUUCGAACAUAUUCAAAAUCAAUUAUAUAAAAUAAAUUUACAUUUAUGGAAAGAUAUAAAAAAAUUAAAAAAUAUAUAUUUAGCAUUCGAUUGUAUUUUCUCAUUAAAUGUUGAUAAUAAUAAUUAUAAUAAUUUCUUUCUUUUUAUAAUUUAUAUUAUAAAAUUAGAAUUAUCUUUAUAUGCCUCUGGGGAAAUAAGUGAGGUUGAUAAUAAGUUAUAUUUGUCCAUAUCAAAAAAUAGGGAACUCAUAAAUAUGAUCUUUGAACAUAUCGAAAUGGACAACAUAUUAAAUGAUCAAAUUAUUUAUGUAUAUUAUUUAAUAAUAAAAUUAAGAAAAUACUCUAUAGGUUAUUGUAAUAAAAGUAUUAGCUUGUACAAAAUGAUGAACACAGUUAUUAGAUAUAUGAAUACAGUAGAAAAUAAAACAGACGAAAUUAAUAAUAUAUUUUCUUUUUUUUUCCUCUUUUUUGAAAAUUUGGAAAAAUAUUCAGAAAAAGAUAUAUUUAAUAUAAUAACCUUACUCCAGAAACUUUCAUUAUAUGUAAAAUAUUCCUUAGAAAGAUUUUUUUCUCCCCUAAAAAAAUAUAACAAUAUUGAUAAUAACAAUAAUUAUAAUAACAAUAAUGAUAAUAACAAUAAUGAUAAUAACAAUAAUGAUAAUAACAAUAAUGAUAAUAACAAUAAUGAUAAUAACAACAAUUGUUAUAAUACAAAUGAUGAAAAUAAAAUGGACUGUUCAAAUAAUCCUAAUAAUGAUUUUAUUUAUAACAUUCUAAAAUUUGAAAAUUCCUUUUUUUAUUUCUUACUAAAUCUAAUAUUUUAUUGUAGAAAAUAUAAUCAAAUACAAAAUAUUAAUGUUCUGUCCUCAUCUAUUUCAUUAAUACAUCUUUUAAUAUAUUCUAUUAAAAAUACUAAUACUCAUUUUAGGAGUUUAUCCUUUUAUAUUUUAUCAUUAUUAAUUUUACCUUUUCCUAAAUCUCCAAACAAUAUAUCACCACUUUUAAUUAAACUCUGUACAUCUUUUGAUAAAAAUAUUGAUGAAAUAUUAUCAUUACAUAAUAACACAUCGAAUACAAAUCAAGAAAAUAAGUCAGACAAAUGUAUUGUUAGAAAAAAGUUAUUUUAUCCUUUAUUAACUCAUGAGAGUAUGGAAAUUAGACUUUCUUCUUUAUCCUUAUUAUUAUGUUUAUUGCUAACAAAUGAGGUUGUUUUAUUGGAAGAGGAGGUUUUUCUUUUUUUCCUUUUCCUAAUUAAUAGUUCUUUUUUAAGUGAAUGGGACAAUAUACAAAAUGACUUAUUAUUAGCGAUAAUAAAUGUAUUACUACUAUCGACAAAUAUAAAUUUAAAAGUUAAAUCAUUUUGCUUUAAUUAUAUCUAUUCAUUUAGACCAUUUUUUUUGAGGAGUAUUCUACAUAUGAAUAGAAAACAGGAAAUUAUUAUUCACCGGCUGUUUUUUUUAUUAAUGGUUGUUAAAAUUAAACCUUUAUGGUUUGAUAUAACUACUUGUAGUGAGAAGAUUCUGAAAAUUAUAAUGAAUGUGGUAACUAGAAAAAAUAUGGACCUCUUUAUAUUUAAUUGUAUUAUAUCGGUUGCUCAUGAGACCUUUAUAAAAGAAAAGAAUAACCAUGUGAACAAUAAUUAUAAUAAUUAUACAAAUAAGGAAAAUAAAAAUGUUAUAGAAAACCUGGAAGAAUAUUUGGAAACAUAUAAAAAAAAUAUAAAAAAAAAUUCUGAUAAGGAUAUUUAUAAUAUUUCAAGUUUUAAUAAGUUUAAGUGUGAAAAUAUCGAUUAUGAUGUCGUGUUAUCUGUUUUGAAUACUACCACUAUAUUGUUAUAUAAAUAA
This is a messenger RNA of Plasmodium adleri (nom. inval.), 6156 nucleotides long. Its product is annotated as conserved Plasmodium protein, unknown function. The record is from RefSeq and is a predicted model, not a curated record. Lineage: Eukaryota; Apicomplexa; Aconoidasida; Haemosporida; Plasmodiidae. The transcript has 10 exons. The coding region runs from base 1 to 6156 and encodes 2051 amino acids.